GUGAUCACAGAGAGAAAGCUUGUGAUGUGGUUCCAUGAUGAUGAAGAAGAAGAGAACAAAGGCGUGUACAUAUGUGCGUCCUUAUAGACGGGGGGCAGAGUGAGGGGGAGAGUUUCCUCCUCCUGUGUGGAUCCAGCUCUCGGCCUGACAGCAGCAGCAGCAGAGGUCUCCACUCCUUACUCCAGAACCGCAGUGAGAAGCCGCCAGGUUGUGACAGCCAUGUCGGCGGCAUGUUUUCGUCUGCUGCUACUCCUCCCCCUGGCUUGCAGCAUCCCCUCCCUCUCCAGACCCCCCACCAGAAUGUGCAGGCGGUGCUGUGACAACAUGGAGCCUUCGGCCACAGCGAAUUAUCAAAUACCUGAAGUUAAAACUGUCAUCAACAUGACCAUCCUUAAAGGGGAUAAAGGUGACAAAGGGGACAAAGGCACUCCUGGAAAGCCAGGUUCAGAGGGCCCUCCUGGCCAGCGAGGACCUAUCGGCCUUAAGGGCAGCAAAGGUCAGGCGGGAGCCCCCGGGGACGCCUGCAAGAUCCCCCAAUCCUCGUUCUCAGUCGGCCGGCGCAAGGCCCUGCACAGCGUGGAUUACUACCAGGCCUUGGUGUUCGACACGGUUUUUGUCAACCUCCACGAGCACUUCAACAUGUUCAAAGGCAAGUUCUACUGCUACGUGCCUGGGAUCUACUUCUUCAACGUCAACAUUCACACCUGGAACUUUAAGGAGACGUACCUCCACUUGAUGCACAACGACAAGGAGCAGGUGAUCCUCUACGCUCAGCCCAGCGAGAGGUCCAUCAUGCAGAGUCAGAGCGUCAUGCUCAAUCUGGCUCUGAACGAUGAGGUCUGGGUUCGGCUUUACAAACGAGAGAGGGAAAACGCCAUUUACAGUGAUGACGUGGAUGUUUACAUCACUUUCAACGGAUACCUGGUGGCCCCUAGCAUCCAGUGAAAGAGAGGAGAAACCUCGAUUCCAUCUGUCUUUAUUUCUUUAUACCUUUUUGUCUCCACGCACACAGCUCUGUAAAGAACCACAAUCAAAAGUGAGGAAAUUGCCACUUUUUCAAGAGAGGUGCUUUGUUUUUCAUUUAAAAAUGCCACAGAAAAUGAGAGGAACCUUUAGAAAUAAAGGUAAAAAACAGGAAAAAAAAAACAAUUUAAUGCUUUCUUUGCACUAAAAUUAUAUUCCUAAAAAUAAUUUCUCCUUUCAUUGUGUCUUUAUUCUGUCAUUCCUGUGAGGAAAACCAUAGGUUGCAUCACUCAUAUGGAAUCAAAUUUGUGCAAUCAGACUGAAGAGGUUGCAAAGUAGCUGUGAGGCUAAAAUCAGUGUUCGCUUCUUAAAUAAAUGUUUCUCUGGUGCUUUGUCACAGAAUUCUUAAAAAGGUCAGUUCAUCCAAAUUACAGUCAAAAUAUACUAGUUUGUCCUUGCUCUGCAUUGCUCAUACUAAUAGAUCUCAUUUGUUAGGCUCAGUGCUUCAAAAGGCAAAGUUUCCCUGUGGCACAUCAUAUUACUGUGGGAAAAUUGCAUCUGCUGUCACAACGACCUUGGAGCCACAGGAAGAAUCAGCAACUUUAUGGAUCCAUGGAACAGGAAAUAUGGAUUCGUCUGUCUGGUGGAAAAUUAUCCAGACACAAGUCAUUUAAAAUAUUUAGAUUGCAUCUAAAUAUCCCCUAUUCAGAAUAAUAUGUCAAAGUAAGUCUUAUAGUUAGUCUGACCUCAAGGAAAUAUUUUUAGUAUUCCAAUAUUAUAAAAACUAUAAAUUCCAAACAUGUGUGACGUAUAUUUAGCUUGACCUUUCCGUUAUUUAAAAUGAAUGAAUAAAUUAGGAAGCCAAGAAAAAUACAUUUCAAAAGUGCAUAUGCAGGGUUUGCAUGUACACAAUAUAAUAAACAAUAAAUAUUAUUUUGAUAAAUUCAUGAAGGCUAUUUCAAUAAACAAUCCUCAAAGCAAUUCAGUUUACUGAUUUACUAUGUGAACGUGUCUAAUGAAAUAUACAACAUGAAAGCUUUCUUUUUUAUUUUGGGAAAGUACAAAGAAUUAAAAAAAAUGAAUUUCCUAAUCCAAAAAAAACCCCACAAAAUGAGGUAAAGCAUUUUAUUUUCAAACUGAGUGUUUUAUUUGUGUGUAAUUUUGGUGAAUUGUCCAUUUUUAAGCAUUCGAGUGAAUAUGAACAACAAAGGUGCUGUGUUAAUCAAACAUACAUCAGGGUUUGAACAUUUAAUUAUCAUGUUUUUUAACAAAGGCACAAACUGCAGAGCAGUUUUGUAAAUAUUUGUAUAUUACAUGUCUUUUAGACCUUUUGAGCUGUUGUUUCUGAGCAGUGUGUAUUUCACUUUUGUUGUCUUUGCUUUGCCACUUUGUGUUCUGCCGAACUGCAAAACGAUUCUUGAUAAUAAAAGUUUGAAAAUCAUCAGCCAUCAAA
Molecule: messenger RNA, 2416 nt
Organism: Oryzias melastigma (Indian medaka)
Lineage: Eukaryota; Metazoa; Chordata; Actinopteri; Beloniformes; Adrianichthyidae
Gene: c1qtnf6b
Product: C1q and TNF related 6b
Exons: 3
Coding region: 220-945 (241 amino acids)
Molecular function (GO): protein binding
Source: RefSeq, a predicted model, not a curated record